AUGCCGUCGUACAUCACAGCUAGCAAUGGCUCGCAGCAGCCGAUGUUCCUCAUCGUAAUGAGCCUGCUAGUUUUUCUGUCAGUAGUCACCGUCUCAUUACGUCUCUAUUGCCGCAUUUUCCGUGUCCACAAAGUCGGCGCUGAUGACUAUCUCAUCGUGGCCGCGGUGGCCGUCACCAUUGGGAUGACGGUCAUGAAUGGGCUUCAUGUCGCUCAGGGAACAGGCUGUGGUGGAGCGUUGCUGAUGCGCCUCUUCCCACAGGCUUUUGAAUGUCACAGCAAACCAUGGCGAGCAUGGGACCCCUCGUUCCCUGCGGGUUGCUACAACCUCAAUGCGGCGUACUAUUCGAUAGCAUCCAUUUCAAUCUUCACUGACUUGGCCAUCCUGGUGUUGCCUCUUCCGCAGUUAAUGAAGUUGAAUAUCCACCAAAAGUGUAUGCCUACAAGCAUUGAAACCGAAAGGAUCCUUCUCUGGACGCAAAUCGAAGUAAACGUCGCCAUCAUAUCCGCAUCGGCCCCUUCCCUCCGCCCGCUCUUUGCCAGUAUUUUCAAAGGGUCCUCAUACGGCCGGGGUGGGCCUUCGAGUGCCCGAUACGGCGGUUACGGCUCGUCGUACGGCCGCGAAGAAUCACACUAUCGACGCACGCUCACCCGCCAUGGCAACAAUCAUGGUGCAAUCGAGCUGACCUCUCGCGAUGAGGAGCGUUAUGCCGGCAGGGUGCAUGGAGUGACGCAACCGAGCUCAAAAGCUUGA
Molecule: messenger RNA, 753 nt
Organism: Aspergillus versicolor CBS 583.65
Lineage: Eukaryota; Fungi; Ascomycota; Eurotiomycetes; Eurotiales; Aspergillaceae
Exons: 3
Coding region: 1-753 (250 amino acids)
Source: RefSeq, a predicted model, not a curated record